AUGGCGCCGAGGCCGGAGGAGGCGGGCGGCGGAGCGGAGCAAGCUGCGAGCGCCCCGCCCCUCGGGCCCGGCCGGGAGAUGGCGGCGGUGCUGGCGGGCGGCUCCGGGCGGGCGGCGCGGGAGGCGGCGCGGCGCUCGGCGGUCCACCCGCCCACCCCGGGCGGCUGGGUCUGCGCUCCCGGAGGGAAGCGGUAUCUGCUAACAGAAGAAGAUAUAAAGUUACAAGAAUUUCAGCAGAUGAAAGUGGCAAUUAGAAAUGAGCUUCAUGGCAAUAAAGAUCAAUAUUUCAAAAAUAUUAAAGAAAAACUAAAGAAAAAUGGAAUCAUUUUCAGAAAUGAAUUAAAAAAUUUGCUGCAUUUAUGUCAGACUUCAUCUGAUGUGGAACUAGCCAGAAAAAUUAUUUACAGGUACCAUGAACAGAAUAGAAUCACAGCCUUACAUAAUUUUAAAUUUGGGCCACUCUUUAUGAGGCUGUGUUAUGAGCUAGAUCUUGAAAGACCUGCAGUAGAACUUAUCAAAGAUCAGAAUUUGCAUGGUUUUUUCUCAGACAGUACAUCAUUCCAUAUUUUGAUGACUAUGUUGUUUAAAAAGGGCCAUUUUGAAAGUGCUUUGGAAGUUCUGGUAGAAAUGAAAAAACAAGGUAUACCUUUCAACAAAGAAACCUAUCUACUUGCAGUUGCAAUAUGUUAUAAACUGGGCAACCCAGAGUCUUCCAAAAUCUCUGUGAGACUGCUUGAAGAAGCACAGCUAAAAGGUGACAUGUUACCACUGCGAGCAUAUUGCUUUGCAAUGGCAACUGCUCUCAAGCAGAACGAUGUAGCACAAGCCAAAUUUUACUGUUCCCAGAUAAUGAGAACAGAGAACAAACUAUACAAUAAUCUUAAAGUCCUUGUCCAGCUUAGAUCUGGUUUGCUGAAAGAAGUAAUAAAUACAUUAGAGGCAGCAGUGGAAGUAGAUACUCCUCCCUUUGUGAAAAGAACUGAGUUUUCUGAGCAGGUGCUGGCUACAGUCAGGGAAAAGAUGGAAGAGAGCCCUGACCUUUCUGUCAAAUUAAGAAAUAUUUAUACGAAACUACAAGCUUCAGGACAGAUAACCAUGUGCACGCUGGAAGACAUGCUUUUCCAGAUUCCUAGCUCAAAGAAGACCACUGCAAAGCUUAUCAAUCAGAAACAAUUGGGCUGUCCGGGUGCUAAUCCACUUUGGUCAAAUCUGCUGUUAGGAUAGCUCAGUAUUUGAUGCCAAACUGAACUGUUGAUAGCAUCUCUUAUAAUCCAGGUUCAAAUAAAAUGCCUUUUCCCUUUUUACGCAGUGAGCAGUUUUAAGUUAUUUGUAUAAAAUUUCAUUUUAAAUACUGAUCAUGUAUUCUGUUUUUCAAUUUUGAUCCUAAAAACAAGCUGCAACAGUGGGUAUUUGUGUCUUGUUCAGAAAUGGGAGUGAUAGAAAGGUUUGCCUUUUUCCUUAGGUUCUCAUAUCAGUAUUUUCCUAUGCUAAAUAUUCUGGAAGUGAAAGGAUGGAAAUGAGCAAAGUUGUAUGAGUAUCUGACCUGACUUCUGUGGUUCAUGAGAAGAAAAUUUGGUCUUCAUCAAAUUAAAUAUUCUGACUGAAAGGAUAGAAGCAGGCAAGAGUCCAGGUAAAAGAGCAUGAAAGUGCUUGAACUGUUAAUUCAAAGUCUGUAGAGCUCAAGAGAAUCAGGGGAAGCAUGCAUCUUUUGUUCACUUUAAUGUAUUUUUCUUCUAAAGAAACAUAGUAGUAUUUUUUCCUAUCAACUGGGAUCAUGGAAAUGCCAUGGGAAUUAGCAUGGUAACCAAGUGGUUGCUUUCUCACUUGAAGGAGAUUCCUGAUCAAAAAUCACUCUCAGAGUGAGUGACUGCACAAAUUGCUUCCUUCUCAUUUUCUCAUAUUAAGAUUCCUAGGAUAAGCCAAUCUUGAUGCAAAUUUGCAACUAAGUAAUAAAAAUUAUGAUCACACUUUUAGCUAUAAUUACACCAUCUGCAUAGUUUACCCUAUUUUUUGAUUGAAUAAAAAGUACAAAGAAGCUUUAUUUUGUCCAGCUUUAAUGACUCUAGAUCAAAUGUGCUGGACUCUAGGAAUAAAAAGCUGUUUGUGUCUGUGAGUCCUGUAUACCCAAGAAUCUGAACUCGCUCACCAUCUGGAAUAGAAGGAAUUGGAAAGAGAUAUACCUUGGCUAACAUUUAUGUGCCUUUGGGUGCCUUUGCAUGGGAAAUGAUGAACACGUUGAUAAAAGAGCUUGACAGUCUUGUGAAGACUAGGUGGAACUCAGCUUGAUACUUGCCAAGUUGGGCUGCAUUAUCUCUCCUCUACUUUUUGUUUAUUUAUUUUGUCUCUGCCCCACUCCAGCAAGAGCCAUAACUCAGAAUAUAUUUUCUGUGACUAAAUAUCUGCAUCUAUAUCACUGAAGCCAGUGGGACACUGAAGAAACAAGAACACAUCCAUGCUUCAAAACAAAUGUGGCUUCAGUGGGUGGGAUGUUUCCUUCUUAAGCUCUAGCUCUGUAACUUAUUUCUUUUGUCACAGUGUGUCUUGUUGAUAUUUAAAAGCUACAAAAACUGUUACAAAGUAGAUGGAAUUUCAUGCAAGUAAAGAAUAAUACAAAGUGUGUAUCGCACUUCUGUGAAUCCUGUGUACCCUUUUUAUGAUAAGUACUACAUACAUUAAUCUAAAAACACAGCUAUUACUUUUUCUGUAAUAUUGAGUAGUAUGUAAUUCCACAUGUAGUUUUCCCUUUUUUGAAAAUUCUUUCAACAUUUCCAAUACUAUGUGGACCCUUGAGAAGUUCUCAAUCUUUUCUCCACAAAUAAAUUUGAUAUGAGGUUUGUAAUGGCUACUUGCAGUGUGGCAAAGAUUAGUGGCAAAAAAUUUAAAGAAAUUAAUUACUGUUCAGUUUAUUCUGUUUGUAUGGACAGGAAAACCGUCUGGUGUCAUCCAGUACAAUCAGGACAACUGUUUGCUGUUAAAAGUCUAUAAAUGUCACAUUUUAAAGGCCAUCAAAGACAGUUUGACCCAUUUAGCCUUACAUAGCAAAUAAAUAAGGUCAGUUCUGUUUAAUUUAAUAACUUGGCACUUUAAAACUUGUAUUAAUUGCAAGAAGUUGUUGCAUCCUAGGACUGUGCAUGUGUGUUUGUUCAUUCUAAUCAAAAUUGUUUAGCUUCCUAAUUAAUAGCUUCCUAAUUAAUCCUACCUGCAACUAAAGUAAUCAUAACUUUAAUUAAAAUUGUGAAAAGA
Molecule: messenger RNA, 3243 nt
Organism: Vidua chalybeata
Lineage: Eukaryota; Metazoa; Chordata; Aves; Passeriformes; Viduidae
Gene: PTCD2
Product: pentatricopeptide repeat domain 2
Exons: 10
Coding region: 1-1224 (407 amino acids)
Biological process (GO): mitochondrion organization; regulation of mRNA processing; multicellular organism development
Cellular component (GO): mitochondrion
Molecular function (GO): protein binding; RNA binding
Source: RefSeq, a predicted model, not a curated record